UCAGGUGGUGUCCAAAGUACGGAAGUAGCUGGGACCACAAAAAAAGAAAAUAAAAAUAGGGACACGUUUAUGUUUUAUUUACAGGUUCGGUUUGAGGUAUUCAUCGGUAGAGGUGCUCUCCAAGAUGAUGCAAGCUUUGAAAGGCGUCAGACACAUAUCAUCCACUGCAAUGAAGCAAGCAGUUUCAGAGCUCUCUGUUAAGGUCCCAUGGGGAGAGAUCAGAGGUAAAGUCUGGGGUCCUGAACACGGCCAUCCUGUGCUCUGCCUGCAUGGCUGGGCUGACAACUGUGGGACAUUCAACACCCUUAUUCCUCUUCUACCUAAAGAUUACCAGUAUGUGGCUGUGGACCUGCCAGGUCAUGGUCGCUCCUCACAUCGUCCUCCUGGAGUUCCUUACACGUUUCCUUUAUACGUGAUGGAUGUAUGCAGAGUUGUUGAUGCUCUGCAGUGGAGCAAAUUCUCCAUCAUAGGCCACAGCAUGGGGGGAAACAUUGCUGGAAUAUUUGGUGCUCUUUAUCCCGAGAUGGUGGAUGCCAUCGUUCUGCUGGACUCCUUCGGAUUUUUACCUUCAAGCAUGAAGGAAAUGUCCACAGUGAUCAGACAAGGGUUUGAUGAAUUGAUUCAGUUUGAAAAGAAGGAACAGAAGACAAUAGUUUACACUUACGAGAAGGCAUUAGAAAGGCUGUUGGAUGCAAAUCAGACUCUAUCUGAAGAGUCUGCAAAAAUCCUUCUCGAGCGAGGUGUCAUUGAGGUUGAAGGAGGAGUGAUUUUCUCCCGAGACCUGCGCAUUAAACUUAAAAACAUAGGACGCAUCAGUUUGGAGCAGAGUCUAGAUAUGCAGUCAAGGAUAAAAGCCUCUGUUCUUGUCCUUCUAGCAGACGAUGGCUUAGAGAAAAUGUUUGACCAGCCGGAGUUAAAUAACUAUAAAUCUGCAAUUUUUCAGGCCUACAGGGACAGAAAUCACACCUUGGUGAAAGUUCAAGGCAGUCAUCACGUCCAUCUGAAUAAUCCCGAAGCCGUUGCUCCACUUGUGUCGGACUUCCUCCAGACCAAAGUGCUCUCACACUCAAGCACACUGACGAAUAAUCUGACUACUAAACUAUAGUCAACCCACAGGCAUCACUCAUUCCUCGAGUCGUAUCACCCUAAUGGUUUAACAAGUCAUUAUAUUAGUCUUGGUUUUUAUACUGUAAUGAUUAAUCUCACCUUGGUACUAGGUAACUCCUGAGUCUGUUGUGGCCCAAAAAACCAUGCAAAUUCUACACUUCUAAGUUAAACAUGACAGUUUCACAAGUCCAGAAACAAUAACAGCCCUUUGUAUGUACAUUAUCUCCUCAGCUGUACUGUUAGCUUGGUGUUUUAAUAUAACAUUUAGGCUGUUUGGAUAAUAGAAUCUUCUUUGUUUACCUCUCUGUUUAUCCGGAUAGAGACCGUUUGACUGAUCUCACUGAGUUUUUAUUGCUUGAUAAGAAAAUUAAUUAAUUGUGUUAAAAGGCAUCCAUAUAUGAGGUGAGUUCAAAUGAUUUUUAUUCAGUUUUAUUCUUAAACCAGAAGAGUCUGCAGUGCUCAGUCAAACUUUAUGUAACACUUUUCAUACAUAAAAGAUGCAACACAAAGUCCUUUACAUUAAAAAAAAAAAAAAAAAAAAGAGCAUUGCACUACGAUAAAGAAAGAGUUCUUAAAAAGUGCCGAAUUUCAAACAUAGGAACCUGUAGAACAACCAUCAGGAUCAGUUACAUGACCUCGUACCCACCUCAUGCCUGGUACACACACAUAUACUAACAUAUUUGUUGUUUUCAGUAACGUAAUGGUUUAAACCUGUGGCGGAAAUUUUAUAUUUGCUCAUUAUAUUACUUAUCAUAUUCAAAUGGUUUCACAUUAUAUUAUAUGGUGAUUUGUCUCUCAACAUUUGUUCUGAAACAAAUGUACAGAUACAGCAGAUAAAAUAAGUUAGAACACAUCACAAUUUUUCAUAGUAAACAUAUUUCUAAAGGUGCUAUUGACAUGAAAUUUUCACCAGGUGUUGGUAACAACCCAAGUAAUCCAUACAUAGAAAGAAACUAAAACAAAUAAGU
Molecule: messenger RNA, 2075 nt
Organism: Mugil cephalus (flathead mullet)
Lineage: Eukaryota; Metazoa; Chordata; Actinopteri; Mugiliformes; Mugilidae
Gene: serhl
Product: serine hydrolase like
Exons: 12
Coding region: 125-1105 (326 amino acids)
Source: RefSeq, a predicted model, not a curated record